AUGCACCAGGGAACGUGCUCAUUUGCUCAGGCAAUGAUGCCACAUUUGGUACAACAGCUGCAGUUGGAGUUCCCAUCUGGUGAAGCUGAAUCCACUGUCGUUCUCCAAGAGCCAGUUGUUUUCUACACAGGACAAAUAGGUAGAGGCAGCUCUAAUGGCUUACAUUGGCCUUUCCUACCAUCACAUCCGCCCCUGCACAGGUCAGAGAACAAUUUGACCUACACAUCUCCGUUCUGGCCAAUGAGUACCAGUUCCUCAGAGCUGGUACCCCUCGUGGUGCUGUCCGUGGUGCUGAGCACCGGUGCAUUCGGCCCUGUACUUGCAAGUGAGGGACCAAUACGACAGACAGGAAUCUGUUACAGGAGGGGAGGCUGCACCUGCCCCUGCACCUCUCACUCACCCUCAAUACCUUGGCAGGUGCCAUACAUACAGCCUUUGUCCUUGUGUUUUGGUUCCUGCGUGAUCAUCAGAGGGAGACCGAACCUCUCUUUUGUCAAUGACCCACAGCUGCAGGUGGAUUUCUGCACUGACACGGAUGGAGACUCAGGAAUAGCCUUCCAUUUCCGAGUGUACUUUGGCCACUGUGUGGUCAUGAACAGUCGUGAGUGUGAAGUGUGGAAGUGGGAAGAGAAAUCCGACCAUGUGCCUUUUCAGGAUGGCAUGCCAUUUGAGGUGCACAUCUACGUGCGUCACGAUGAGUACCAGAUAACGAUAAAUGGCGAACGCGUUUAUGGCUUUGGCCACCGACUCCCGCCAUCAUCUGUGAAGAUGAUGCGAGUGUGGAGAGAUGUCUCCUUGUCUUCAGUGAGUGUCUACUAUUGAAGGAGAUGAUCACACUCCUCAUUGUUGAGGAAUCCUUCUUUCUGCCUGACCGUGGAAUUCCCAGAGCCUGCUAACAGAAUAAUCUCUCAUCACCCCUUUCCCUACACUUGGCCAUUAAAACUGCACCAAACCUCACAUGAUUUGAUUCUUGCUUUAAGAAGGGGAAAGAGGAAGUGGUCAUCCCCAAGAGGGGCCAGGGCAUUCUAUGGGAGACAUCAUUCAAUCAAAGGGAAUAAAAACCUUCCAAUGACAAAAGAAAUGAGGGAAAAGGUCCCUGAAUUGUUUGAGAAGACAUUAGAAACAGCGUUCUUCUAUGGGACUUAGUUGACGUCAGACCCAAAAUACUUACUCAAUCUCAGAUGAUUCAUGGCACUGAAAUGUUAGGUGGCUGUUUACAGCCAUGCAGGUGUACCUGGUGGCUUUAGGAAGAAACUGUGACUUGAGGAAAAUCCUAUGGAAUGUCUUGAUUUUUCCAUUGUUCUUGGGAUGUUUAUUGUGUAUGAACACUGUGCCUGGCUUUGUGAGGGCUGCUGUGAAUAAACUGAAGAAAAAGAUGACAAAUUUUGCAUGUGAAGUUUUCAAUUCAAGUAAUAGAGAAUCACUGGAGCCCAGUGAUUUCCCUUGAAGAAUCCAAGUUAUCCUUAUGUGCAAAUAUUUGAAGAGUUUUCCACUUUAUAUGGGCAGAAUACAGGGGUUUCUAUUUGAAAAUAAAUGGUCAUGGUUUUAGAUCAGAGGACGUGUAGAACUGAAACAGACACAAUUCAUGCACACGGACAUAACAAGCAGACCCUGCUUUGCUGCUGUUCCGGUGACUAAUUGCGGCAUAGCAGACCUCCCAACACAUAUUGGCUAAAAGCAAUCAUUUAUUUUGCUCUCUCCCAGCUUUAAGGAUUUACUGAACUCACGUGACGGGAGUCAUGUUUUCGGAGGGAUCUUUUAGGCUGAGUUCCAGUUGAUGCUUUAUUUAUGUCCAACGCAGCACUAGGGCUGGUUGAAUACAUGGAAACUGGCUGGUUAUCUCCUUCACUACCUCACCUCCCCAUUCAUACCUCGAAUUUCCUAAAAUAACGAGUCUCGUGGUUCUUGGACUUAAUGAAUGUGAUUAGCCUUCUCCAAAGAAAGCCUUUCAAGAGGCUCAUGGAGAAGGUGCACAGCAUCAGAGGGCCUACCUUUGAAUGGCAGA
Messenger RNA from Callithrix jacchus (white-tufted-ear marmoset), 2005 nucleotides. NCBI's taxonomy places the organism in Eukaryota, Metazoa, Chordata, Mammalia, Primates, Cebidae. The record is from RefSeq and is a predicted model, not a curated record.